Molecule: messenger RNA, 989 nt
Organism: Salvia miltiorrhiza (redroot sage)
Lineage: Eukaryota; Viridiplantae; Streptophyta; Magnoliopsida; Lamiales; Lamiaceae
Product: adrenodoxin-like protein 2, mitochondrial
Exons: 8
Coding region: 157-699 (180 amino acids)
Biological process (GO): P450-containing electron transport chain
Cellular component (GO): mitochondrion
Molecular function (GO): 2 iron, 2 sulfur cluster binding
Source: RefSeq, a predicted model, not a curated record
GGUUCACGCCCAGAUUUAGCCCAAUAUGGCGCAUCUCUAUUUUUCUUUUUUCACAUAUUUCAUUCAGUUUCGAUACUGCGUAGAAACGACGCCGUCACGCCGCCGGAAUCUCUUCUGCGUCUACAGCAGUGCCGGUGAUCCUCAGGUUGAAGGAUUAUGUUCGUUUCGAGGUUUUGUAAGCUAGGAGUUCGUGCUAUCAAUAACUUGGAAAAAUCUCCUACUCUAACAGCGAGGACUUCAUACUUCCCCAAGGCUUAUAAUCCGUAUUUAGGUUCCCUGAGAAACAAAUUAUUUUGCAGUACAGCUCAAGCGAACUCAGAGCAAAGAAAUGAAGAAAAGGAAAAAAUAAAUGUGAUAUUUUUCGACAAAGAUGGAGAAGAGACGCAUAUAAAGGUCCCGGUUGGAAUGUCGAUGCUAGAAGCUGCACAUGAGAAUGAGAUAGAGCUUGAAGGAGCAUGUGAAGGGUCUCUUGCUUGUUCCACCUGUCAUGUUAUCGUGAUGGAUGUGGACCAAUAUAACAAAUUAUCUGAGCCAAGUGAUGAGGAAAACGACAUGUUAGAUCUGGCAUUUGGCCUAUCAGAAACAUCUCGUCUAGGUUGUCAAAUUAUCGCCAAACCCGAACUCGAUGGACUUCGUUUAGCCAUACCUGCAGCUACACGGAACUUUGCUGUUGAUGGAUUUAAGCCGAAACCUCAUUAGAUCAUAUUCUUGUAGAUAGAAGAUGAAAUAAGUCCUUUCUGUACACUGGCAAUGGCUGAUGAUCAUCAAACUGUUUCGACGGUCAAUGUCUCAUCGUCUUACUUCGUGUAUCACCGGAGAAGAAGGCUGCGCUUCUGAGUAACUAGUGGUGUUAUGAUAAAGUAAACGAGAUAAUUCAUUUUUGAAGGAGCGCACAGUUUCACUUCUUGCGUUCUUGAGUUAAUGUAAUAUUCAAAUCUAUCUGUUUAUUGCUCUAAAUAGAAAUUUGGUACAAACCAAAGUUUUGGACA